ACACUUAUUCUAUCGCUUCGUUUAGGGCACAUUUUAAGCCUGGAAAAGAAAUGUUUUUAAACGAAUAAAGAGAGAUCUCCAAGAACUAAUGCUGAAAAUGUAGCAAUUGCACGUUUUUCAGUUACCGAUAGAGUUUGUUUUUAUUUUGUUUCGUGGUUCGCUUUAUUGUAUUGAAUUAAAAAAUCAAUUAACAGUGGUUUAAAGUGUAAAUAAAUGUAUUUCAACAAUGGUUAGCUGCUCUGUAACCAACUGCAAAAACACUUCUGCAAAGAUAUCGAAAAAUAAAGACGGAAUUACUUUCCACAGGUUUCCUAGAGAUAAAGAGAGAAGAAAGCAGUGGGAAUUAGCCAUAAACAGAGAGGAGGAUUGGAAAUCCACACCAUCCAGUGCCGUCUGCUCUGAACAUUUUGAGGCUAAAGACUUCUACCUGACGGAAAGUGGCUUGAGAAGAUUGUCUUUGUAUGCUGUACCUGCUAUAAACAUAUCUCCAUGCCAAGAGCCAGAACCAACAAUAUCCCGCGUUCAACCUGUAGAGAUCAAUCCCUCUGACUCAGAGGAAGUCAUCCAACUCAAAUACAAGGUCCACCGUCUAGAAAUAAUAGCAGAGAACAGAAAGAAGAGGCUUAACCAAAUGUGGCAAGGAAAGAGGAGAUUGUGGAAGAAGUAUGAAAGAAUGAAAUGUUUGAUCAAACAUUUGGUCAAAAUUAAAAAAGAUAAAGUUAUUACUUAAGUAGACUUGAUUUAUAUGUGAGUAACUCAAUUUUAUAAAUGUCAUUGUAGGUCUCUUACUUGCAAAUGUAAUGUAGUGAUAUUGGUUCAUUUUUUUUACGGCAAAGCUUGGUUUUUAUAUAAUACUGAUUCUAUGCCUAGGAAUUAACUAAUAACUUUGCCUGGGUCCAAAACUAGUUGGACGAUGAUGAAAAAUACACAGUAGUAAAAGAGUAAUUAAAUUCUUAUAUGUAUUUGCCUCACGAAAUUGAUUAUCAUUAUGAAUAACAUAAAAAUAUUGAGGAAAAUUUUCUUGAAGAGAGUAAUUCAUUUGCAUGCAUAGAGGCAGCAUUAAAGAAUGCACAGUAUAAACACUCAUGAAUGUCUUAGUGUUAUUAGAUUAUUUGAACAAGACUGUAAUAAUAUUUAUUGCUUAAGUAAA
This is a messenger RNA of Trichoplusia ni (cabbage looper), 1150 nucleotides long. RefSeq names its product THAP domain-containing protein 2-like. NCBI's taxonomy places the organism in Eukaryota, Metazoa, Arthropoda, Insecta, Lepidoptera, Noctuidae. The record is from RefSeq and is a predicted model, not a curated record. The coding region runs from base 227 to 730 and encodes 167 amino acids. The transcript has 3 exons.